AGGCUAACAUUUUGAAAUACAGGGUUUACCAGCAUAAUAAACAACUGUCCACUUGUUUAUAACAAUAGUCGUUUUGAAUAGACACCGCUGUCUACCACUUGCUCACACGUCAGAUGGUGUAAGCUACUCUGUCCAUUUCAAUAACACAAUUUUCGCCUUCGAGUAGCAACUGUCAGAUCCGGCAUUGUUUGUUUUGUUUUGACAAAUUUUGCAAAAACAAAACAUUUUCAAACACGUUUCUUUUAUUCAAGAAAUAUGCAGUAUAAACCAUACAUUUCAAUAAAUCAAAACAUUAAUUUUGUUAAUUAUACAACAACCACAAGAAACCGUGCCGAAUCCGACCGUUGUGCAAUCGAAGGCGAAAAUUGUGUUAUUGAAUUGGACAGAGUAGCUUACACCAUCUGACGUGUGAGCAAGUGGUAGACAGCGGUGUCUAUUUAAAACGACUUUUGUUAUAAACAAGUGGACAGUUGUUUAUUGGACUGGUAAACCCUGUAAUGCAUAAUAAGUUGAACAACAUGCAAACAACGUGUUUUUGAACAUUUUAAUGGAUCAAACACACCAGAGCUACCGAUUUGACACCUUCAAGAGUAGGACGCUUUCAUUAUGUACUAUGCCCGAUUCAUACUUCUCAAGGCCCGAAUAGAAAGGACAGUGUCCAAUUGAGGAUUUAAGUCGCCCGAAAAAGUAUUCACGGCGACCGAUAACGCUUUGACGACGCCCGAUUGGCUAGGUAAUCCCUGUAUGAUUUCCCGUCCGGCAAAAUGAGUGUAUUUUUUGAGUGAUUUGAGUACCGCCCUCCGUUAGCAGUUCCACGCAAACAAUGAGACUCCAAAAUUUGAGUGAUUCAUACAGAGGGGUAUGAGGAAGCUUGAGGAAGCUUGAGGAAGCACAGAGAAACGCGCUGCGAUGAGAGUUCGCAUUCUGUUUUACACGCGCGCUUCACUAACACCAAUACAAAUACCGUGCUUUGACGAGCCGUCUGUGAAUGUGUGUGUCUUCUUUCAGCGAGCUCAACUUGGAACUGCUCGUCACAUCGUGUUGUCUCGCUUACACUACAGCAUCGAACCAUCGCUCCGUAUGUCCCCCCUCCUACGCGUACAAAACCACCAGUACAGCGCGACGCUUUGACGGAGAUGGUUGUGCGCGUUUUGUUCUAAGUCCCACGCGCAGUGUUUGUGCGUUGGUGCGCAUUUCGUUCAAAGUCUCGUGCGCCGGUGUGUUUUGAUAAAGUGUGAAGUGAACAGUGUGUACAGACGCAUAUGCAGUGCGGGCAUCGACAGGUAAGGAUCCAUUUAUUCACAGAUAUGUGUUUGCUGGAUGGAGGUCGUACUUAGCAGGACGACGACAUGAUGUGUGUUUUUGUCAGGUUCUAAAUGUGUGACGAAAGUUUACAUUAAGUUUCAAUAAAGUGUUUAAUGUAACCAAAAAUGACCGUGUUUGUGUUUGCUUUUAGAAUAAGUGCGCAUUUGCGAUCGUGUCUAUUCAUGAAAGAAAACGAGAAACGAAAGAAACAACUAUCUUUACAUGUGUUCGUAGCAUGGCUCGAAAGAACACAAACACAUUGAGAACUGCAGAGCGCACCGUGCGUUGCGGGUGGGAUGGGGGAGGGCUCGCGUGAGUGGGUAACUCAUUGGUCGAAGGGACACCCCGUCCGGCAAAAUGAGUGUAUUUUUUGAGUGAUUUGAGUACCGUCCCUCCUCCGCGGUGCAAAAUAUGAGAACCCCACUCACGGAUCUCAAAGUUGCAGUGUUUCUCCCUACCUCCGCGAUAUUUUUUACCCUUUUGGUCCAAGUUCUGCUUUGUUGCGCGAUUACAUUUGUUCUUACUCCAUGGUUUGCUUGGUUUUUUGUUAUUUUCUCGUGCGAACUCACUUUGUGCUGCUUCUUCUAGUCUUAGCUUGAUUCUUGUUCACGAAGAAGUUGUUUUCACCGUGUGUUUUGACAGUUUAAUUCUGUUCCAUUUUUGAAAGCGGUAAGUUCGGUUUGCUGCAUUCUCGUAUUUAUUAAUAAAGUAUACUUAAAUCUAUUUUAGAAUAAACCAUCAUGUCUAAGCGUUCGAAACAAACGGGAAAUUUUUAUAAGAAGAGGGCUCGGUUGAUGGAUGAGGUCGAAAGGAAUGUGGAUGCAUUAAACAUCACGCUUGAAACGGCUUCGACUUCUGUUUGGCCGGACCUUGGAGUGGGUAAGUAGAAACAAUGAAAUUGAAUGUUUCCAGCAAUCUACGAACAAAUCAGCUUAGCCACCGUUAGCUUAAAGAAAGUGAUUAAAAUAGUCUGUGUGUGUGUGUGUGUGUGUGUGUGUGUGUGUGUGUGUGUGUGUGUGUGUGUGUGUGUGUGUGUGUGUGUGUGUGUGUGUGUGUGUGUGUGUGUGUGUGUGUGUGUGUGUGUGUGUGUGUGUGUGUGUGUGUGUGUGUGUGUGUGUGUGUGUGUGUGUGUGUGUGUGUGUGUGUGUGUGUGCGUGUGUGUGUGUCUGGCGAGGGGGGAGUUAAUUUCUUAAGGAAAAUAUCCGUUUAGUUGUUGGGUAUAAUCUGGAAUUCAGGAUCCAUGUUAGGCGAGGUUUAGUCAGGUCCUUGGUACAUACAAACCAUCAUUUUUAAUAUUCCCUUUUAUUUUCAUCUCUAGAAGUUACACCAGAAGAUUUGGAAUUGUUGUUUGCAGGAUGUAGUUCGGCAAAGCCAACAACAUCUACCACUACAACAACAUCGAACGCAACCACGACAUCGAACGAUUUUCAUGAAUUUGAAGAUAUCUAUGAUUCGGCAGAUGUUGUGACUGAUGCCAAUGAUCGCUUCGAAUUCAUGAAAAAUUUGAAUUUGAAGGAUGCACUUGUGCAUCUUAUCAUUCUUGGCCGUGCUUCACGUUUUUUAACAGAAGGCUUCCUUGCCAUCUUAAGGAAGUUCUUUAAAGCUAAAGUCCCUAAAACAAAAAGAACUUUGCUAAAAACUGAAGCCGAUAUUAAAUCAGAAAUUACACCAAUUAAUGGGGGUAAAUUAUGGUAUCGUGGCAUAGAAAAAGUGCUUCUUAAAUAUUUUGAGUAAGAAUUUUUCAAACAUAUUGGUACUAAAUGAAAUUUCUCAUUCGACGUGUGUAUAUUACAGAGAUAUUGAUCCUGAACCGGACAUAUUUACCAUCGAUGUUUCUAUCGACGGGCUUCCACUGUUUAGAAGUUCCCGUAAACAGCUUUGGCCAAUACAAAUAAGGGUGGUCGAAUUACCAAAAGUUCCACCAUUUGUCAUUGGAACUUAUGGAGGCCCGAAGAAACCCCAUAGUAUUGAAGAAUUUUUGAAUCCUUUGGUGAAGGAAAUAAACGAUCUCCAAAAAAGAGGCCUUCAGUUUAAGCAUAAGUUGGUGCCAAUGGUUCUUCGGGCUUUUAUUGCAGAUUCGCCGAUGCGGGCCACUUUGAAAGCUACAAUGAAUUUCAAUGCCAGACAUGGAUGCUUGAAAUGCACAUGUGUUGGGACAACUAUUCAGGUUGGACCUAAUAAAAAAAAAAUUAUUUUAGAUUCCAUCGAUGCACCUCCACGCACGAACGUUGGAUUUAGGCAAAGAGAUGACAAAGCUCAUCAUAAAGAAUGGUGCAGUCCUUUGGAAGCCAUUGAUGACUUUGAUAUGGUCGAAGGAAUGCCAGUGUCCGACAGGUUGCAUUUAUUGGAUGAGGGAAUAUUUCAAAAAAUACUAGUAGGGUUUUUGAACAACACUUUCGAACUAUUAGGCCAUAUUUAUCCUCGUCAGAAGGAAGUAGUAUCUGCCUAUAUAAUCAAAAUUAGGCUUCCCUAUGAAAUACCUCGUAGAAUCCGGUCCCUUGAUGAAAUUGCGCAAUGGAAAGCUACUGAAUACCGCAUCUUCUUCCAUUAUUUAAGCGUAGUUAUACUAGAAGAUUUUUAUCAAUAUGAAGGUUCAUUUAACCAUUUUUUGAUGUUAUUUUCUGCGAUAACAAUAUUUUCUUCAAGGGCCCAUCAACAAUAUUGGUCUCUGGCAAAAAUAAUGUUGGACGAAUUCCUUAGACACUUUGGGAAAUAUUAUGGACGGUCUAACAUAACCAGCAAUGUUCAUAACCUUCAGCAUGUUGCUCAUGAAGUUGAAAAGCUUGGGCCUCUGGAUUUAUAUUCCGCAUACGAUUAUGAAAAUGAUUUAAGAUUUAUUAAGCAAGACGUAAAAUCAGGCACUAAUAUAGUUGAACAAGUAGCUGGUCGUCUAACCGAACGCAGUCAAGUAGUAAAAGCCAAAAACAUCGCGAAACUUAUAUACCCGAGACUUAGACCAAACGGCCGUUUCUUUAUUACCGAGGAUUUUUCCCUUCACACACAGUUCCAGAACCAAUGGUUUUUAACUGAAGAAAGGAAUAUUAUUAAAUUUGUAAAAGCAAAGAAAGAUGCUUGUGAUUCCUUUAUAAUUGUUGGCGAUUUAAUCGAAUCAUGUGAGGAACUUUUUAAUGUAGUGUCUGAUGAGGACAAUGUGAUAACAGAUAUACAUUUAUCAUCGACUGAAAUUUGUAUCUACAAAGUUAAGCUUAAUGUUCCUACAAUAAGGGUAGAGGUCCCCUGUACAUCUGUGCUAUGUAAGCUCGUUCCAAUUUUUAAACCAUCGCGGUCUUUAUUGCAAAUGCCUGUAAGGACAACACCCCAGCCAAAUUCAAUAGCUUUAUUUCCUUUGUUACACACGUUUAGGAACGCAUAAUAUGUAAAAUAGUUUAUUAAAAAUUAUUCAACAAAAAACAAGUCGUUUAUUUAUUUACUAAUCGUGAUUUUAACUUUAAUAAAUGACAUGAUUUUUAUUAAUUUAAAAUUUCAGUUAAAUAAAUAACUUUGGUUUUUGCGGCACCGCAUCGAACUCAAAAUAGAAAAGAGCUUAUGGGUACCAACUGUAAAAGUAAACGAACGAACAUGUUUUAAUAGUUCACGUAUAUUUAACUAAACAUUAUUUAUAGAGCCCAGGUCUAUUCCAUCUCUUAUAAAACUAAUAUGUUCCUAACAAAGUAAUAGUCAACAAUACUAAAAUAACUUAACUAGUUCGUUUGUUUUUUGUUUCGCUUGUGCGCUUUAUGCACUACGCUUUUAGUUAUUCCUCUUGUUAAGCUUGCACUUUUUGCAUUACUAAUUUUGUUUUUUAAGAAUUGCUCGACAUCUUUUUCUGUUGUCUGGGCACCUCCUACCCGUUUGAAGACAUUCAGAAUGUUUCGGUAUGCCACUAACGCUACCUUUUCCGAGCCAUUUCGCGAAACACCUCUCCAAUUGCACUGUACCACAAACUUACGACAGAACACAUUGUAAAAUGAUUCGUGAAUCCUUUGAAAUUUAUCUGUUGAUUGCAUUUGUGCUUUUAACCAGUUUUCUAACGCUUCUGCAUUAGAUGUUAAUGAAAGACUGGACUCUAAACUGUCCAGUUGUUGCUUGUUGGUAACGACCGCAGGAUGAAACAUCGGUCGCUGGACAGUGCUUUCUGUUUCCAGAUUAGUUUCGUUGCUUCUUUCCUUAAAUGCAUUCGUAUUUACAAUAUCCUUUAUUGCAACAGAAAUGCCAGCCACCACCGUGGUCAUUCGUGCCGUUUGCACAAGAUUUGCUUGUGUAGCAGAUUUGAUAAGCUGCAACUCCUGCAAAAUGUUUUCUCCAGGAUUGUUCGCCAUUUUGUUCUUGACUGUAACAUUACCAAAAUAUUAAAUGGAAAUAUUUUAACAAUUUGUGGUAACUACUUACUUUUGUGAACUAAAUUAUCGUUUAACUAAGCGUAUUGUAAUCGCAAAAUUUAAGCAGUCCACAAUCUGUUUCGGCGUACAUAAACAAGUGCAUUCACGUUUGAAUCUUCAACAUAGAAUGGAAAAGGUUUUGCAUGAAAAACAGUCAACCUUAUGUCAUAUAGAGGCUAAAAAUAAUUCAAGUGAAUAUUUUCUUGGAGAUUGUUAAAUUAUUUCGCCGUAAAGUUAUAAUUUAGAACAUAUAUUUAUUUCUGAUUUAAAUAUAAUUUAAAAUAAUGACGACAAUGCCCUUUUUCAAAUAGUUUUAGGCUUUAAAAAGAAAUAUAACACACAUACACCAUCAAUAAUAUUGACAUUAUGGCUGCUGUCACAAUUAUUGACCGACCCAAGGUGUUAUAAAUGACAAGGUGAAGUUGUUCAGAGCAAAAUGACAUUUCUCGACUUGACAUUUCUCUUCCGGGGGCUACGGUAUAAAAAUCGGGGAGGGCUGGUGCGGGGUAAUGAAAUUUGUAUGCAGAGAGUGACAGAUGUCCCCCACAAUGUCGCCCAGCAAAAGCGAUAAAAAUCAACCUUCUAAAUACAUUAUCCUUGGACCGACCUGUCUCAAAGCAAUGUUAGCGCGUUUGACAGUUCAAUCAUUGUUGGUGUUUGCAGCAGCCAUGGCGAGCAAAAGAAAUCUGUUUGCCAAAAAAGUUGUCUUUACAAGGCAAAAUAGCUAGUUCAUGUAAGUUUAAUUGUAAUAUAAUGUCCCAUUAAGUAUUUUUUAACAGGUGUGUCGCAAAUUCUAAGCGUGAUGUGAAUAACAAGACGAAAAAAGGAUCCUCGAAAUUGCUCAACAUCUAGCAAUCAACAGCACCAUGCUUCACUGCAUUACCAAUAAAUGCAUUUAUUCUACGCUGUGCCAUUCAACUAUGGUGUAAAAUACUUCAUGAACACACGGAGGAAAUCAUCACACGAAGAAGUGCCGGUACAGAAGGAAAAAGGCCCCCGAAAGAGUGAUAAAUUAGUCGAUGAAGUGAAGAUUAUUAUUAUAAUGCGUUGUAAAUUGCUUAUUGUUACGUUAAAUGUUAAAAUAUAUCCCUUUUUUGAAAC
Anopheles gambiae (African malaria mosquito) is the source of this 6785-nucleotide messenger RNA. RefSeq lists its product as uncharacterized. Bases 3356 to 4678 code for a protein of 440 amino acids. Lineage: Eukaryota; Metazoa; Arthropoda; Insecta; Diptera; Culicidae. The transcript is spliced from 3 exons. The record is from RefSeq and is a predicted model, not a curated record.